AUGACAGACACAAGACGAAGAGUUAAGCUUUACGCUCUGAACGCAGAUCGACAGUGGGAUGACAGAGGAACUGGACAUGUGUCAUCAUGUUACGUGGAGAGGUUGAAAGGCACCUCAUUACUGGUACGCGCUGAGUCAGAUGGCUCCCUUCUUCUAGAGAGCAAAAUACAGCCUGACACAGCAUACCAAAAGCAACAAGACACCUUGAUAGUUUGGUCAGAAGGUGAUAACUUUGAUUUAGCUUUAAGUUUCCAAGAAAAAGCUGGCUGCGAUGAGAUUUGGGAAAAGAUUUGUCAGGUACAAGGAAAGGAUCCAUCAGUUGAAAUAACCCAAGACAUAGUAGAAGAAUCAGAAGAUGAACGAUUUGAUGAAAUGUCAGAUAGUGUACAACCUGUAGAGUUACCAGCUUGUGAAAUGGGCCGCCUAGAAGACAUUAGUGAACUGGUUAACAGUUGCCUGGUGUCACCAGCCCGGAAAGACAAGCUUGCUGCAGCCCUUGAGAGUCAAAAUUACAUUAAAAAGUUACUUAACCUUUUCCACAUGUGUGAGGACAUUGAAAAUAUUGAAGGAUUGCAUCACUUGUAUGAAAUUUUUAAAAGUAUAUUUCUCUUAAAUAAAAAUGCACUGUUUGAUACAAUGUUUGCUGAUGAUACUAUAUUUGAUGUUGUGGGUUGCCUAGAGUAUGAUCCUGGAUUACCACAGCCAAAGAAGCACAGAGAGUAUCUACGGGAACUUGCAAAGUUUCGUGAAGCCAUUCCUAUAAAGAACAAAGAUUUGUUAGCAAAAAUACAUCAAACAUAUAGGGUACAGUACAUCCAGGAUAUUGUUUUACCUACUCCUACAGUUUUUGAAGAUAAUCUGUUAAGCACAUUAUCAAGUUUUAUAUUUUUCAAUAAAGUAGAAAUAGUGAAACUUAUAGAAGAAGAUGAGAAAUUUUUAACAGAUUUGUUUAAGCUUCUAAUGGAUAAUAAGACACCAGAUACUAAAAGACGGGACUUAGUUCUGUUUUUAAAAGAAUUUUGCAACUUUUCACAAAACUUACAACCUCAAGAUAAGGAUGCAUUUUAUAAAACUUUAGUAUCCCUGGGGAUCCUACCAGCAUUAGAAAUCACCCUAAGUAUAAACGAUCAGAAAACAAAGACUGCAUCUAUAGAUAUUUUAACAUAUAUAGUAGAGUUUUCACCCUCUGUAAUGAGAGAUCAUACUCUACAACAGGCUAAUAUUACUAAAGAGGAAAAGAUGCUACUAAAUGUUGUAAUAGAACAGAUGUUGAGGGAUCGUGACCCUGAACUAGGUGGUGCAGUGCAGCUCAUGGGUGUGCUCCGUAUACUCCUUGACCCUGAAAGUAUGCUAGCUUCUGUGAAUAAGAGUGAAAAAGCAGAUUUUUUAAAUUUCUUCUACAAACACAGUAUACAAACACUCAUAGCUCCUCUACUAGGAAACACAACUGGUGAGAAACCCCUCAAAGAAGACUACCACACGGUUCAACUAUUGGGUCUUGUUUUGGAACUACUUUCGUUUUGUGUUGAGCAUCACACAUACCAUAUCAAAACUUGCAUAUUAAAUAAGGAUCUUCUCCGUCGUAUACUGGUUUUGAUGAGGUCGACGCACACCUUUUUAGUGCUCGGCGCACUGAGAUUCAUGAGGAAGAUCAUCGCGCUUAAGGAUGAGUACUACAACAGAUAUAUCAUAAAGGGAAAUCUCUUUGCACCAGUAAUAGAUGCUUUCCUUAGAAAUAAUGGCAGGUAUAAUCUAUUAGAUUCAGCAAUAUUAGAAUUAUUUGAAUUCAUAAAACUUGAAGAUAUAAAGUCAUUAUGUUCACAUGUCGUUGAAAACUAUGGAAAGAUUUUGGAAGAUGUUGAAUAUGUACAGACAUUCAAAGCUUUAAAAUCCCGAUAUGAUCAACACCAGGACAAGCUCAAAGAGAGGGAUCGAGUGAGUGGAAGUGUGGGUGUAGCAGAGGCCGUUGUACCAUCACUGCUUCGCACGCGGUACCGGCGUGAGGCGCGGGCUCCUGACGACGAAGAGGAGAUGUGGUUUAACGAUGACGAUGAACUGGACGACGAGCCGCCGCUCGACCAGCCUGCGCCGCACACUCAUCCACACCCGCAACCGCACAACCACGCGCACGCUCAUCACGCGUUAGAUGCUAUCGGAAAAAUAGUUGAAAAGAAGGUUUGCUCUAAUACAGAAACUGUGAACGGGCCAAGCAGAGUACUCCUGAGCACCACGACCGCAAGCAAACCGACGCACACUGACGUUCAGGGGCUGGUGGACUACGACGCCGACUCGGACGAGGAGGAGGAGGGCGGCGGCGGCGGCGGCGGCGGCACGGAGGAGCGCGACGCCAAGCGGCCGCGCCUCGCGUAG
Arctia plantaginis is the source of this 2370-nucleotide messenger RNA. The record is from the annotation of a GenBank genome assembly. Lineage: Eukaryota; Metazoa; Arthropoda; Insecta; Lepidoptera; Erebidae.